Mesocricetus auratus (golden hamster) is the source of this 2585-nucleotide messenger RNA. It is a transcript of the gene Pdyn, whose product is annotated as prodynorphin. Gene Ontology annotation, biological process: chemical synaptic transmission; neuropeptide signaling pathway; sensory perception. Lineage: Eukaryota; Metazoa; Chordata; Mammalia; Rodentia; Cricetidae. The record is from RefSeq and is a predicted model, not a curated record. Gene Ontology annotation, cellular component: dendrite; plasma membrane; axon terminus. The coding region runs from base 384 to 1133 and encodes 249 amino acids. The transcript has 4 exons. Gene Ontology annotation, molecular function: opioid receptor binding.
CCCAGGCCCAGGGAGUUGAGUGGAAGGCCUGGGGGUCUGCGCUCUGACUGCUCUGCCACUUCCCCAUUGGCUCCUGGCAGCCUGUGCUCUGCGAGCGAGCGCUGAGAGGGCUGAGCGACAGGGGGAGACUCUCGCCCAUAAAAGGGGGGGAAAGGCUCCAGAACUGCCAUUCUAAGAGGACUUGGUAGCCCUCACAGCUUCCUCUGUGGCGCUUCUCUGAGUUAGAGUCAGGGUGCCUCCUGAAUCUUGGAUUGGCCACCCCACCAUCAGACCAGCAGAAGCUUACGGGGGACAAAGCAGUGUACAGGUCAUUCAUCUCCAGGCUUUGAGAUCUGCGUGGGGGAACCCCUUGAGGCAGCUACAGCGGGCAGAAGAGAGACAGAAUGGCGUGCUUCGCACUGAUGCUGGCCGCUUGCCUCCUCGUGGUGGUACCCUCCAACGACGCAGCCGAUUGCCUGUCCCUGUGCUCUCUGUGUGCAGUGAGGACUCAGGAUGUGCCCCAUCCCAUCAACCCCCUGAUUUGCUCCCUGGAGUGCCAGGACCUGGUGCCACCGUCAGAGGAGUGGGAGAGAUGCCAGCGCUUUUUGUCCUUUCUUGCCCCCUCUGCCUCUGGGCUCCGUGGCAAGAAUGACCUGGGGAACGAGGUUGCUUUGGGAAAAGGCUACAAUGCGCUGACCGAGUUUUUGGAGCCCCUCCUGAAGGAGCUGGAGAAAAGCCGAAUCCUCAGCAGAGUCUCAGAGGAAAACCUCAGGGGUCUCUCUGGCAGGUUUGGGGAUGGAAAGGAGUCUGAGCUGGUGGGUGCUGACUGGAUGAACGAUGGAGCCACGCAGGCUGACACACUGCAUUUCAACGAGGAGGACUUGAGGAAACAGGCCAAACGCUAUGGCGGCUUUUUGCGCAAAUACCCCAAGAGGAGCUCAGAGAUGGCUGGGGACGAGGAUGGGGGCCAGGAUGGGGAUCCCGUAGCGCACGAGGACCUGUACAAGCGCUAUGGGGGCUUCUUGCGGCGCAUUCGCCCCAAGCUGAAGUGGGACAACCAGAAGCGCUAUGGCGGCUUCCUUCGGCGUCAGUUCAAGGUGGUGACUCGGUCCCAGGAGAACCCCAAUACCUACUCUGAAGAUCUAGAUGUUUGAUGCAGAACACUUCCCCACCAUGGAGUUAGGUUAGCAGUUUCCCCCGCCCCAGACCUCUUCCUGUACUAGCAGCCGCUUCUGCAGCCUCUUGGGCGUGUCCCACUCCUUGCUCCAUUCAGCACCCAGAGGAAACCGUCUAAGCCCAGCCCAGCCCUGCUUUGCCUAGGAGUGCAGGAUUUGUUUGGAGUCAGUGAUAGAGAAGAGUGGUCCCUUGCCAAUAGGCCCAGUGUCUGGCUCAAACCCUUAGACCUCUAAACUACCACUAUCAGUGGUAGCUUUUUGACAUCAGCCCAACCACUCUGUCCCUGUGCCACCACCACCACAGAAUCCAGAGAGAUUUGUUCUUUGUUCCUGUAGAUCUGUGAUCCCCAAACUUCACUGAUCAUGUGCUCCUCUCGAGGAAAAAUGAGCACUCCCUGAUAGUAUGAAUGCAUGAGACAGAGCAGAAACUUAAGAUACACGCAAAUAGAAAUCCUAGCUGUAUUCUCGGUCAGGAGCUCAUUUUAUGCACCCUGCUGUGGAGGCCACAGGCAAAUGGAAAGCCUUUUCGGGGCGGGCAGUGAUUAUGACCCCAGAGAGGCCAGGCCUCUAGCACGCUCAAUGUUCAGUCUGAGCACCCAGAGUUCUCAUGCUUUCAAAUGUGUCCCUGGAAAAGCCCCACUCCUAGACCCUGUGUUAGUUAGGGUGGUGCCUUUCCUGCAGGAGUGAAAGCCCCUUGCUCAUGAUGACAAGCCAUGAGCUUCUAAAGGCUGAAGCGCUAAGAGGGGAGCAAGGCAAACCAAUUUGCUCUGUGCAACAAAUUCAGAAUUUGGGCCAGUUCCCACAGCCCUCGUUAAAAACGAUCAGUAUCACACUUCCACCCCAUGAGGAACUGAGUCUGAGUGGAGCCGAGGCAGCUAAGCACAGCUGUGUUCUUCAGUAGUUGAGUUGGCUGUGGGAGCCAGAGCCAUUUGGCCCAGCUUCUGAACUGGCACUGGGAAAGGGGAUCCAGAAGCCGCAGCAGAAGGAGGGUCUGUCCCACCACAACACUGCAGCCAGCCUUAUUCUCUGUGUCUCCAAAUAAAAGCAGAGAGUGGAAAGCAAUCUAGUGUUCAAGACUCACUGGAUUCCCUUGAUUCAGAUAACCCAGAUGAGAGGCAAAGUCCUCUGGUUUCAGAUCUCCCCAUCUCCAGACAGAUGUUGAUAGUGAUAAGUUAGGGACUUGAGGCUGGUGGGAGAGGAAAUAGACUGGAUUUGCAUAUUUGCAUAAGAUGUCUUUAGUGGUCCCAUUCCAGGCAUAGGCCAUAACCUGUAGAGCUCUUCAUGUGUUCAGAAAUCUGUGGAUUGUUUUAGGAUGACUUUGUGUGCUGCUUAAAAACCACAUUUGUCCAACUUACUUGGAAUAUGUGAGUUCUUAAUAAGCCUGUGUAAUUUCCUGCUUCUCUGGUAUAAUAAAUAAAGUUAUGCUGAUGA